AUGUUUAAACGACUAUUGAAGAAGAAUACCUUGGGAAGGAAAAAGGAUACUUCUGGUACUGAAUUACUAAAAAAUAUCGCUGCUUCAGAUGGAUUGAAAGAAAGCGAUGAUUUUAAUGAAGCCUAUAAUGUAGCUGACGGAUGUGAUUUGAAUUCUGUUCCUAAGAGCAUGCCAGUUAACGACUCUUCUCCUGUUUUUGAAACUAUUAAUACAAGUGGCGUCCAAAGUUUGGAUGAACCUUCAUUUAUUAAUUCAACAUUACCAACAUCAAAAGUUGAUUCGAGUCUGGAAAAAUCAUUCGCAAGCGAAUAUACCCAUGUUGAGAAGCCAGUCUUUUCUCCAACUAAUGAGGAAAAUAAUUUAGAUAUAGAUAUAGACAUUCACAAAGUUUACGGUUUGGAAAAUUUUGGUAAUACUUGCUAUUGUAACUCAAUUUUACAAUGCUUAUAUAAUAUGAAUGAAUUCCGAGAAAAUAUUUUAGGUUUAACUCCAUCAAUAGAUGCUAAGACUGCUGAAAUAUCCAGUAUUCCAAAUGAUGAAAUGAACAACAGAACAAGUCCAAUAGAAGAUAAUAACGUUGAUUCCUCGCAUUUGGAAAAUGAUUAUACCUACAUGAAAUCUAAAGAUGAAAACAAAAAUACUAGCAACAUUCCGGUAUCUAAAUUUAGAAGACCUUUGAGAAUUUCUUCUAAUGUAAAUGUAAAUCCAAAUGGAAGAUUUCCUGGGUUGAAUCUGGAUGAGUAUUCAGAUCUCUCAUCUUCUAACGAGCAAUUUAUAAAAGAUGGUGAAAUUUUACAGGAUACCAAUGAAACCAUACCCGGAAGAGAUGCAGUAAAAUCCGAUCCUAAGGUUAUUGUUGGAAGGUUAUUGAAAACUGGUGAGGAUAAUGGCAAUGCACCAAAUCUUCCAUCAUCGUCUGUUUCCGAAAAAUCAAUUCCUUUACAAAGUAACCAACUGCAAAAAUCUGUUACAGCAGAAAGUAACGAUACCUUUUCGAAUGCAGCAAAAAUAUUAGAAGAUAGAAAGAGAAGAGCAUUUAAUACAGGACCUGUUGUAAGAUUAAAGUAUCCGAUUAAAAUGCCUGAACAUAACCUGUUUAAGGGACUUGAGGAUAUUUUUAGAGCUAUAGCAGAAAGUAGAACUUUAACAGGUGUAAUAUCACCUGGGGGGUUUAUGGAAAUAGUUAAAAAGGAAAAUAUCCUCUUUGCUACAGAUAUGCAUCAAGAUGCUCAUGAAUUUUUAAACUUUCUACUAAAUGAUGUCAGCGAUUACUUGGAUAAGGCAAAUACUGAAAAGAAUCCUGAUAAUACAAGGUCUGGUAAUGAAACGAAUUUUGUGAAUGAUAUUUUCAAAGGUACAAUCACUAAUCAAAUCAGAUGUUUAACUUGCGAUACCGUGACGUCUAGAUAUGAAUCAUUUUUAGAUUUCCCUAUAGAAGUUAUUGGAGAUGAGACAAUUGAUAUUCAGAAGAUGAUGAUAAGUUAUCAUCAGAAAGAGAUGUUGCAAGGAAGUAAUAAAUUCUAUUGUGGAACAUGUUUCGAAUUACAGGAAGCUGAAAGAUUGUUAGGUCUAAAAGAAUUACCAAAAACUUUGGCUAUACAUCUAAAGAGAUUUAAAUACUCCGAUGAACAUGGCACAAAUGUAAAAUUAUUUAAUAAGAUAAAAUACCCAAUAACAUUGAAAGUGUCAUCAACUUUUGAUGAAUCUGUAUCAAAAGAUUAUGAAUUAGGUGGAUUAGUAGUACAUAUUGGUAUAGGACCACAACACGGUCACUAUAUUUCCGUUUGUAAAACAUCAGAUUAUGGUUGGCUGCUUUUCGAUGAUGAAACAGUAGAGUGUAUUAGUGAAGAUACUGUGUUGAGUUUCGUUGGGGACAGCAAUAGUGCAGGCACUGCUUAUGUUCUAUUUUAUAAGGAAAUUAAUAGUUCAAGAAAUGUAGAAAGAUCCCAGAAUGAACACUUGGAAAACGUAGAAAAGCUUCUAGCAUAUGAUGAUUUUAUUAGACAAAGAAUGGUGGUAUCAGCACAGGCAGAAGCAAUUGCGGCACAGAAUUCUGUUACCGAUGUUCCCCAAGAUAAUAAAAACCUAAUAAAACAAUCAAAAAGGAAAUCCAAACUAUUUGGUUUUAAAAGACACUAA
Vanderwaltozyma polyspora DSM 70294 is the source of this 2139-nucleotide messenger RNA. RefSeq lists its product as uncharacterized. The transcript has a single exon. Gene Ontology annotation, biological process: protein deubiquitination. NCBI's taxonomy places the organism in Eukaryota, Fungi, Ascomycota, Saccharomycetes, Saccharomycetales, Saccharomycetaceae. The record is from RefSeq and is a predicted model, not a curated record. Gene Ontology annotation, cellular component: cytosol; nucleus. Bases 1 to 2139 code for a protein of 712 amino acids. Gene Ontology annotation, molecular function: cysteine-type deubiquitinase activity; cysteine-type endopeptidase activity.